AUGCAGAAACCUUUCAAGGGCCUCACGUUCUGUCCCACGGCUUUACCGGAGGAAGUUUCGCGCAAUGUAUCGCGUAAAAUCACCAAGCUUGGCGGUGGAUACUCCAGGGACCUCACUAAAGCUGUGAAUGUACUGGUUGUCGGGAGUGUGGCAACCAACAAAUACCGUUUUGCUGUUCAACAUCGCUCUGAUAUAGUGUUCCUCGAUGCAGGCGUCGUCGACACCAUCUAUGACCUGUGGCUCACGGGAGAUGACAUCACCAUGGAUUCGCAUUCAAACUACUCCCACAUCCAGAGCGGCAAAGACCGUAUGCUUCAAGUCCUCCAGACGAGGUACCAGUUAGGACCGCUGAAGGAUUUCGUGGUUUUUGUAGGCCGAGUUAACGACACGCGCGGAAACCAGCUCAGCAUCGACGCUCUAGACAUUUUGUGCACACAACAGGGCGUUCACUCCUGUAAUACCCGUCAUUUCGUCAAAGAGACCCACUGGAGCCGACCUACCGUUUUCGUGACAGACCACCCCCACGGUGCCCGUGUCGACGCUGCCCGAUUGCAAGGUUUGCCGGUAGUCCACCCAAAAUGGAUUCUGGAUUGUCAUAGGAGAAAUGCGCUGCUGGACUUUGCAUUCUACCUACUAGAGAAAAAUGUUUCCACCGAUUAUGAGGCUAUAGGAGACGGUGCGUGCCUGUGUUGGCACGAGGUGCUUCUGCGCAACAAUUCUGCCCAGGGUCCGCCCGUGGACGAAACCUUGGAACCACGCCAAAGCCAACGAGUGGUUCUGGACAAAUUUGCAUCUCAUGGCAAUCGUCUUUGGAACAGUGUCAUGCACAAGGCUAACAAAACUAGUCCAGCUCAGGAGGUCCAGCUUGCGACUACGGCUGUAUCCAAACAAGAAGAAGUACCGAAAAUGCUGAAAAAUGAGCACUUUUUCUUAUUCCAGUUGGCGUCCAAGCAAAGAGCGAUUUUGGAAAAAAUAAUAGUCCAAAACGGCGGACUGUGCCAUGACUUCCAUCCAGAAAUCGCGGUACCUGAGCGCUCGUUUUUGGUUGUUCCCAGCAAUAUGUUCAUACCACAGUUAGAAUCGCUAUGUCAGCCGUUUGCGCAUACAGUUACCGAGUUUUUCUUCGAGCGGUGCCUGCAUUAUAAAAAACUAUUGAACCCAGACGCAUGGUGCUCGCCUUUCUUCUCAGGAUUUAGAAUUAAAGCAUCCCAGGGAUUGCAUUCCCAUGGCAGUGAACCGCGAACUGUGAAUGUGGCCAUAACAGGGUUCCAAGGUGUCGAGUUGCUGCACAUAACAAAAAUGAUGGAGUCCUUAGCACCAUCGGGGCUCAAGCUCAGAGAGACUUUGAACAAAGAAACAGGCAUUUUAAUCAUUAAUUUGGGAGCUCUCAACAGCAUUCCAGCAACUCAUCCUCUAUGGGAGAAUCAGUUUGCUUCCAUGUUCAAAGAAAAUCGCAAUGUUGAGCAGAGUCAAAUACAUCGCAAUUCCAUGAAGCGUAAAAUCGAGUUUAUCAAACAGAGGCACAGCAUACCUGUUGUUACGGCUGCCUUCAUAGUCGAAAUUUUCCGUCGUGCGUCCAAAUCUCGCGAGCUUGAUAACGGCGUUGUUAGAAUUCACCUGAACGAUGUGAACUGGUGCAUUUCGUGUCCAAAAGGUGGAAGAGAUCAUCUUUAUCUCGAGAUUCAAAACGAGGCACCCGAGUUACCUCCGAAAGAUAUCCCAGCGCUGUUGCGAAACAAUGUUUUAGACAAACUCAACUCGACAAGCCAUUCUCCUGCAAGAAGGAAUCGGAAAGAAAUAAUCGCAAGGUUCAAAAGCGUCACUGCUGCCCCCUCAACACCGCAAAUCUUUACCAAGCGGUCCUACACGGACCCAAAGGGUCUAUCAACUGCCCUGAACGAAAUGAGUCUACCGAAAAUACCCAAAUUAAAUCCCACUGAGCCGCUUCAAACCAUCCAACGGUCUUCCAGUUGGGGCCGAAUGUUGUCGGAUCAAGCCCAAAAAGCGGAUGACUAUCAUGAAACUAAUUCAUCAGUCUCUGAGACGGAAGAGGAAGCGACUGCUCACACUCAAGUAACGUAUGGUUCGCCUCAACAGAAAACUAAUUCUCACAUUGUUUCCAGAAGGCUUACUCGUCAACACAUGCGGGAAAUCGAUGCUUAA
This is a messenger RNA of Lachancea meyersii CBS 8951, 2163 nucleotides long. NCBI's taxonomy places the organism in Eukaryota, Fungi, Ascomycota, Saccharomycetes, Saccharomycetales, Saccharomycetaceae. The record is from the annotation of a GenBank genome assembly.